CACCCGCUCCACGCCCUCGUUUUCAAGGUUGGUUUUCAGUUUCAUGUCUAUGUGCAAACUGGGCUGUUGCAAAUGUACUCAAGUUCGGGCCUUUUAGUUGAAGCAGCACAGGUGUUCUACGAAAUGCAGCAUAGAAACUUAGUUAGUUGGAAUGUUUUUAUUACUGGUUUGAUAAAAUGGGGUGAGGUUGAACUUGCUUGUUCCUUGUUUAAUCAGAUGCCUGCUCGGAGUGUAGUGUCAUGGACUCUUGUUAUUGAUGGAUACACCCGAAGGAAUCAGCCCAUCAAAGCUUUAACUUUGUUUAGGAAAAUGAUUGAAGUUGAUGGUAUAGAACCUACUGAAGUUACUCUUUUGACCAUUUUUUCAGCUAUUGCAAAUAUCGGGUGUAUUAAGAUAUGCCAAUCAGUUCAUGGUUAUGUAGAGAAAAGAGGCUUCAAUGCCUUUGAUGUACGCAUUACAAAUGCAUUACUUGAUUUGUAUGCCAAGUGUGGAUGCAUAGCUAGUGUGAGUAGAUUCUUUCAGGAGAUACCUGAUCAGAGGAGGAAUUUGAUAUCAUGGACUUCAACUAUCUCUGGUUUUGCAAUGAAUGGGAUGGGGAGGGAAGCUCUAGAGAGUUUUGAAAGCAUGGAGAAGGCUGGGCUGAGGCCGAACCAUGUGACAUUCCUUGGUGUUUUGAGUGCCUGUAGUCAUGGCGGGCUGGUUGAGGAGGGGAUCAAUUUUUUUGUUAAAAUGGUAAAGGAUUGGUGCCUUGUACCAGACAUCAAGCACUAUGGUUGUGUGAUAGAUAUGCUGGGGAGGGCUGGGAGGUUAGAAGAAGCUGAAAAGGUUGCUUUACAGGUACCUCAUGAGGUUGCCAAUGCUGUGAUGUGGAGGACGCUGCUGGGUGCUUGUAGUGUUCAUAACAAUGUUGAAAUUGGUCAGAGGGUGACCAAUAAAAUACUGGAGAUGGAGAGAGAACACGGUGGGGAUUAUGUUCUUAUGUCCAAUAUUCUGGUUGGUGUUGGGAGAUUUAAGGACGCAGAGAGGUUAAGGGAGAUGAUAGAUAAGAGAAUUGCCUUCAAACUUCCUGGCUACAGUUUUUUCUAGAUGAUAUAUAAGUGCACGCCUGAAAACAGAUAGUUCAAGCGCAUGUUCAUGGUACCCAUGAGAGACAUUGGCUCUGAUAAUGGAGUUCCACAAAAGAAGAUUGUGUAGUCCCUCAAAAGGAGGGAUUGCAUCGAACACUUUGCCUGUGUCAGAGAGAAAGUCAAAGUGGGCGUAAACGGCUAUGAGCUUGGUGGCCAUGAAGAGCAAACUAUGCGCAGUGGUGAGAACCAAUUGAGAGCUUGUUGGAGAGUGAGGCAAUAUUGAAAAAAAGCACUGAAGGAGUCAUCAAGUUCAUCAUUGUGGGUGACUAAGAAUGGUUGCAUGUGGACGUGGGAGGUUGAACGAGAGAGAUGAUAAAAAUGGGUUGGAAUCGUGAAAAGAGUUUGUAGAAGUGCUCAGGGGCUGCAUUGAGGAUUAAUGAAGCUUUUAUUACUCUCUCAGUCGUAGUGCCAGAGAUUAAAUACUUUCAAGGCGGGAGGGGUUUCAUGGGAAUUGGAAGAUGUAGGUGCAUAUUGAGGUGCUUUCUGGCCCAACUGCAGGGCCUAGUAAAUAUCCUUAAGAAGGUCCAAUCCAAACUUGCAGGUGUCAUGAAAUAGCUGAAGCAGAAUGGAAAGGAUGAGAUUUUUUAUUUAUUUUUGGAAAGCGGAAAGGAUGAGAUUAUGUAGAAUAAAAUUAGAACAAUUUGGAUAUGCACCCAUAGUGUAGAGGGUUUUUAUACUGUCAUUACUUAUAAAUUUUUAUGCUAAAUUGAUUUGUUGGUUGAUCUUUUUAAACUGACAUUAUCACUUUA
Molecule: messenger RNA, 1876 nt
Organism: Glycine soja
Lineage: Eukaryota; Viridiplantae; Streptophyta; Magnoliopsida; Fabales; Fabaceae
Product: pentatricopeptide repeat-containing protein At1g09220, mitochondrial
Exons: 1
Biological process (GO): RNA modification
Molecular function (GO): RNA binding; protein binding
Source: RefSeq, a predicted model, not a curated record